AUGUUCUUCAAUGACUACGAAGGUGCAAUGGAGCUGUUUGAGAAGGCGGCUUCUCGAUUCAAGGUCGACAAGGACUACAACCGGGCCGGUGAGGCGUAUGUGCGUGCCGGCGAUUGCGCGGUGAAGUGCAAGGACGAAGCUGCCGCCUCGCAGGCGUACAUCAACGCUGUCAACGCCUACAGAAAGACGGACCUCAAGAGGGCUGCGCAGCUGCUGGACACAGCCAUCCGCGCGCAGAUCGACAGCAACCGGCUGAGUGGUGCUGCCCGUCUCGAAAAGGAAUUCGCAGAUGCCUUGUACGAGGCGGGCCAGACGAUGGAGGCUGUCCCGCACUACGAGAAGGCCGUGCAGUACUUUGCCGCGGAGGAUAUGAAGCUGCAGGCACAGAGCUGUACCGUUGCUAUGGCAAAAAUCUAUGGCGAAAACGACGAGUUUGAUAAAGCCUUGACCCUGUACGAGCGACUCGGCAACAUGACCACGGAGGGCCCAUUGCGCCACGAUGCAAAGGAGUACUUUAUGCGGGCAAUGCUUUGCCGCCUCGCCACUGUGAGGGACGACAACCGCUACGAGAAGUCGGCCGAAGCCGCAGAAGCGCUGAGCACCUACAUGACGCGUGAUAUAUACUUGAAAAACACGCGGGAGGCGGAAUUCCUGCAGAUGUGUACUGAAGCGGUGGAGGGGUCUGACAUUGAGAAGUUUGAGACGGCAGUUUCUCUCCUGCAGGAGAUUCGUAAGCUGGAUGAUUGGAAGACACACGUGCUGCUGGUUGUCAAGCGAAAUAUGGAGAGCAUAUUGUGA
Messenger RNA from Trypanosoma grayi, 798 nucleotides. Its product is annotated as putative soluble N-ethylmaleimide sensitive factor (NSF) attachment protein. The coding region runs from base 1 to 798 and encodes 265 amino acids. Gene Ontology annotation, molecular function: soluble NSF attachment protein activity; syntaxin binding. The record is from RefSeq and is a predicted model, not a curated record. Gene Ontology annotation, biological process: intracellular protein transport; SNARE complex disassembly. Gene Ontology annotation, cellular component: SNARE complex; vacuolar membrane. The transcript has a single exon. NCBI's taxonomy places the organism in Eukaryota, Euglenozoa, Kinetoplastea, Trypanosomatida, Trypanosomatidae.